Homarus americanus (American lobster) is the source of this 2021-nucleotide messenger RNA. RefSeq names its product phosphoethanolamine N-methyltransferase 3-like. Lineage: Eukaryota; Metazoa; Arthropoda; Malacostraca; Decapoda; Nephropidae. The record is from RefSeq and is a predicted model, not a curated record. The transcript is spliced from 11 exons. The coding region runs from base 16 to 1392 and encodes 458 amino acids.
GGAGGAGGGAAUCCAAUGUCAGCAGCUUGCAGGAUGGAAGCAGGACGCGACUGUGUGGUGGAGGAGAGGGCGGAGGAGGAGGUGAUGGUCUUCUUACCAGAUCUCGCUGCGAAAAGGGUUCUCUACCUUAAUGCUACAAGGAGUUUUGUGUACAAACUGGCAGCGGUGGCGGCUCACGUGACCGCCGUGGACUCCAUGCAACACAAUGCCAAUGAGAAGCUCAAGGACCAUCACGUGGACAACGUUACCUUCAAGUGUGACGACGUUACCAAGUUAGAUUUCCCGUCGGCGAGCUUUGACCUUGUGUGUAGCAGCAAGCUUUUCGAAAACCUUCAUGACCCUUCUGCUUCUAACCUUAUGUCCCGGGUGCUGAGUUGGCUCACCCCUGGCGGCCACUUCUUCUUGAGGGAGAAAUCGUACCACCCGUCAGUUGGGAAGGUGGUGACUGGCGACGGGCGAGUGUACAGGAACGGCAGAAAGUACUGCGGGAUGCUGCACGCCACCACAUCUCCCACUUCUGCUCUCAACGUCACCCGUGGAAAAAACCUCGUCGCCUACAUCGCAAGCGGAGAUCCUUGUGAGGUGUGUCUCCUGGCUGAACGGGUCGAGAGGGAGACAACAGAGCAGCUUAUGGAGACUCGCUACUCCCUGUCCUUCAUCCUCAAACUGGAGUGGAUAUUUGGCCACACCUGGGUGUCCACAGGCGGUGAAGCCACUACCAGGGAGUUCUGCGGACAUCUUAAAUUACGUCCAGGUCAGCGGGUGCUGGACGUAGGCUGCGGUGCUGGUGGCUCAGCCUUUUUCAUGGCUAGACACUACGGUAUUCAUAUCCAUGGCGUCGACCUCUCCACCAGUAUGAUCAACUUAUCCAUAGACCGUCAGGAGAACCUGAACACAGACGACAAGAAACGGAUCCAGUUUGAGAUAUGUGACAUCAUGAAAGCAGAGUAUGCCAGCAACACUUAUGACGUCAUCUACAGCAGGGAUUCCAUCCUCCACAUCCCCAACAAAGAUAAACUCUUCCCCAAACUCUAUCGGUGGCUGAAACCCGGAGGGACACUUUUCACCACCGACUACUUCCGGGGCACGGGCCGCCUGUCCCAGGAGUUCCUUAGCUAUGAGAAGAAGUCAUGUUCAGCCUUUGUGACGAUGGAGACAUACGGAGCAACUCUGCGGGCUGCUGGGUUCAAGGAGGUGAAGGAACAGGACCUGUGCGACAAGUUUUAUGACAUCCAGAAGGAAGAGUUAGACAGCUUCACCUCCACAAGGGAAGCCUUUGUCGACCAGUAUUCUCAGGAGGACUUUGAUGUGCUAGUCAAUAUAUGCUCCAAUAAGCUGGGUUGGGUAAAAAGUCAGCAGUUCGUAUGGGGAGCCUUCACUGCCAAGAAGUAACGACACACACUUCUCACUCAUGCUGUUAAACCCACCCAGCUGUGCUACAAACCUGCCCCUUCUGUAUGCUCAGGAGUCCUGCCACUUCAUGGUCUCCCACCAGGCAUCUCCCUACCAUCCACUAUGAAGACAUAUCUGCUGUGGCAACAACACCCACCAUAGACUCACGAAAAAUUUUCCACAGAGCGUUGUGACGACACCGAGUACAGAUGCAUACAUUCUGGAGCCAGUACUUACCACUGUGUAAUAGAGACGUUACCGACCGCUCAAGCGGCUAACGAACCGAACAAUGGCGAAGAGGAUAAAAGUAAUAAUGUAAAUAAUGGUGGGCCACUGAUUUUAUUAUAUCUUCCAGUGUAAAAAACCUUUUCUGUAUGGCUUCAGGAUUACCAUGAAGAAGACUUACUGCCAACAACCGUAAAAACCACUUGAGUCUACCACCCACCUAUAACCACACAUACACACCUGGUGUUUUUGUAUCUUCCUAACACUUGUUACCAACAAGUGAAAAAUCUGACUUGAUAAUUUUCUUCCAAACAAAUUCUUACCAGCAGGCAAUUUUUCACAGGACUUAAUCCCAUUGGACAUAAUCCCAGCAGCAUUAUAAUAAAAUGGAAAACAAAUCCUAA